Molecule: messenger RNA, 4465 nt
Organism: Meriones unguiculatus (Mongolian gerbil)
Lineage: Eukaryota; Metazoa; Chordata; Mammalia; Rodentia; Muridae
Gene: Rhbdl3
Product: rhomboid like 3
Exons: 9
Coding region: 982-2172 (396 amino acids)
Cellular component (GO): membrane
Molecular function (GO): serine-type endopeptidase activity; calcium ion binding
Source: RefSeq, a predicted model, not a curated record
GGGGAGUAGUCAGCGCCGGGCGAGAUGGUCACAGGUUGGAUCCCGGGGUUGCACGACGCGGUUACAUUUGUCUUGUGAAAAACGAAGACGUUAAUUGCAACUUCUGAUACUAAAAAAGGUCCUUCUGACAGGACGUGGAGAGGGGCGACGAUGACGGGAAGAGCCUAGAGGGCAGAGCCUUGGUUCUGUACGUGGGCUGCGCGGAGGGGCUGAACCGGGACUGAGCCCCUGAGCCUCCCUGGGGGAGCAUCUACCCCAGCCCCGCACAAACAUCGCCAUGCUGGAAGAACGUCUCCCCUGACGGCUCGUCCCACAGAACCCAAGACCGCAGUGAAGAAACGACGACGUAAGUGUGGCUGGUGGGUCCCAGUCCUCAGCCCUCACUCUCAGUUCAGUCCCGGUUAACCCUGACACGACCAACUUCGCGGGAGCCUCGCUCCUGCUCCCUUCACACAAUCUGCCGCUUCCAAGUGAUGGCUAAGCCGGGGCCGAGCCGAGCAGGCUGAGGGCAGCGCAGCCCCAUCUCCCGGGGCUACAGGAGCCUCCGGGCCGCAGCCAGCCCUCCCUCCCCUCCUCCCUCCCUCCCUCCCCGCGGGCGGCCUGGGGGGCGGGGGCCCUGCGAGCAGCCCCGCCCCCGCCGCGCGCCGCCCCGGAGGAGUCGGCGGGGAGGAGGCGGCUGGCGCGCAGAGCGGGGGGCCGCGCGGAGCGGGAAGGAGCGCGGCGGGCAGCGGCAGGGCCCGGCCGGCCCAAGGGCGCCCUCGCCUCGGGCCCGCGGCGGGAGGCGGAGAAGUUUGGCGGCCGGUGCGGCCCAGCGCCCCGGGGGGUCGCGGGGGCCGGCCGCGGCGGCGAGGGCGGCGCGGAGAGCGGGGCCAUGCGGGCGAGCGCGGAGGCGGCGAGGCGCGCAGCGAGCUCCCGGAGCGGCGCGGCCGCGGUGGCGCAAAGUUAGCCCGGCGCCCCGGGACGAGCGCCGCAGCCUGGGCCAUGGGGGAGCACCCCAGCCCGGGCCCCGCCGUGGCCGCCUGCGCCGAGGCGGAGCGCAUCGAGGAGCUGGAGCCCGAGGCCGACGAGCGGCCGCCCGCCGCGCCGGAAGACUUUGACCCUGGGAGCACCGGCUACAUCAGCACGGGAAAAUUCCGGAGCCUUCUGGAGAGCCACAGCUCUAAGCUGGACCCACACAAGAAGGAGGUGCUCCUGGCUCUCGCAGACAGCCACGCAGAUGGGCAGAUCUGCUACCAGGACUUUGUCAACCUGAUGAGCAACAAGCGUUCCAACAGCUUCCGCCAGGCCAUCCUUCAGGGCAACCGCAGGCUGAGCAGCAAGGCCCUGCUGGAGGAGAAGGGGCUGAGCCUCUCGCAGCGGCUCAUCCGGCACGUGGCCUACGAGACCCUUCCCAGGGAGAUUGACCGCAAGUGGUACUAUGACAGCUACACCUGCUGCCCUCCGCCCUGGUUCAUGAUCACGGUCACGCUGCUGGAGGUGACUCUCUUCCUGUACAACGGGGUCCUCCUGGAUCAGUUUGUGCUGCAGGUGACGCAUCCCCGGUACCUGAAGAACUCGCUGGUUUACCACCCUCAGCUCCGCGCGCAGGCGUGGCGCUACCUGACCUACAUCUUCAUGCAUGCGGGGGUAGAGCAGCUGGGACUCAAUGUGGCGCUGCAGCUGCUGGUCGGGGUACCCCUGGAGAUGGUGCACGGAGCCACCCGGAUCGGGCUUGUCUACGUGGCUGGCGUUGUGGCAGGCUCCUUGGCUGUGUCUGUGGCUGACAUGACCGCACCUGUUGUGGGCUCUUCCGGAGGGGUGUAUGCGCUCGUCUCCGCCCACCUAGCCAACAUUGUCAUGAACUGGUCAGGCAUGAAGUGCCAGUUCAAGCUGCUGCGGAUGGCUGUGGCCCUGAUCUGUAUGAGUAUGGAGUUCGGGAGGGCUGUGUGGCUCCGCUUCCACCCAUCGGCUUAUCCCCCGUGUCCCCACCCAAGCUUCGUGGCACACUUGGGUGGCGUGGCCGUGGGCAUCACCCUUGGCGUGGUUGUUCUAAGAAACUAUGAGCAGAGGCUGCAGGACCAGUCGCUGUGGUGGAUUUUUGUGACCAUGUAUACCAUCUUCGUGCUGUUUGCUGUCUUCUGGAACAUCUUUGCCUACACACUGCUGGACUUGAAGCUGCCACCACCCCCCUAAGGGACUGGAGGACCAAGGCAGGGAGGGGAGGAAGCAGAAGCAUCUAGAGGAAAUACCUGCAUCUGUUUCUCAUCACCAAUCCGGCGAGACAGGGGAGAACUGGAGACUCUUUGAGCUGGGCUGCGUGUGUUUUGAUUUGGAAGGAUGGUGGGGAGAUGGAUGUGGCUGCUGCCAUUUUCCUAGGCUAGUCUGAUGCUCUGGGGCCAGGGGGGAGGCUGGGGGAGGGUGAGAGUGGCUGGCCCUGUGGCUUGGGCCUGUCCCAUGUGCCCUCCGCUUACUGCCACAGAAUGAGCAAAUAGCACUCUUCCUAGUCUUCUACCUGGAGAGACACUGGGACAAACAGAAGGCCUGAGAAAGCCACAGCCAGGCAGCACCCCCCCCAACCCAGAGGUAACUGUAGGCUAGGUCAUGUUCUCUCUGUGGCUCAAGGUGCUGGGCAUUUUGGCCUUGAUCUGGAGGAGCCCAGAGCACCCCAGGCUCAGGUCCUGAAAAUGAGUGCUGUGCUGUGGCCCCUAGAGCUGAGCAGGGAGAUACCAUAAGCUCCAGGCCUUAUUUUUGCCCUGGGGGAUCUGAGAGGGUUCCAUGUCUCUGGCAAUUAACUUCAACCUACCUUCCCAAUGCCCAGAACCAAUUUCCCCUCUUCCUGCCUAGGGUUGUGAAUGCUGGCAUCUCAGACCGUCACUCCUGCAUCUUUCCCUGCCUGGAUUGUGGGGUCUUCUCCCCUCUCUACUGCCAUGACCCUACUUUGUGCCUCUCUUUUGGGUGCGGAGACAGGAUUUCAGGCUGUGUGUGUGUGUAUGUGCAAGUCAGAACCUGCAGAAAGGAAGUUUGGGACAGUGUGCACAUGAGGAUUUCUAUCUGGGAUUUCUGGAAUGGGUAGCAUCAGUGUGCUGCAGUGUGCUUGCUCAGUGGUCUUGCUUUGAGCAUAACUCACUCCCCUUUCCCACCGGGCCUUCCUAAACACCUCCCAAGCAUCACCGACCAGCAGAGAAAUUGUCCAUGCUGGAGGGAAGACCAAAGCCCUACCAGGACCUUUGGGAGGACAUUUUCAGCUGUGUUCCUCUGGUUCCCUCUGGAGUGGCCUUCAUGUCUGUCCUGCUUCCUGGUAAAGAGACAGUCCUCGGGAUGAAAGAAAGCCUAGGACUGUGAUGCUGCAGCCACUCUCUAUACGAGCUGCUGACACAGGGAGCUGUGGUAAAAGAUAUUUUGGUGGAAAACGUAGCCCCAGAGAAGACUGUUUUUAAGGCAGAGGAGAUUCAGCACGAAGAGCCAUUUUUGCCUAGAACAUUCAUGGAGGGAUCUGAAUCAAGACGUAGCUGGGAGCUUGGGUGAGCGUCCAGGGUAAGAGCAGCUGUAGACUUAGAUGGUUAGAUCUAGAGGGAACUUGGAAGUGAUCUUACAGGGAAAGUGAGGUGGAGGGAGGGGUCUUGUGCUGCCCAUAUCCUAGCACUAGGAGCUGCUGGGAGCCUUAAGUGGAGGCCUGGAGGCAGGUGACCUUUGUAUUGCCUUUGGGACUCUCAGCCCCUGAGGGUCCAGGAUGAGGAACCACAGACCUAGGAAGUAAGGGGCAGAGCAUGAAGGAACAAGGGCAGGAGGGCAGGAACUGUUCCUGGGUCCCCUCCUCAUUCCAGCAACUCUGACAGAGGUUAGAGGACUCCUUUCUCCUGAGUCCUUCAUCCCCUCCUCUCCAAUGUGGCCACCAGUCAGGGCUGGGAUUCAGAGGGCUGUGCCCCUCUCGUGUUUAUGGUUAUAGGUAGGCCUUAAAGGCUGGGGAAUCCCCAGAGAGCGGCUAUGUAGACUAGUUUGCUUUUAAAGGGGAGAGGACUCAUGGAAGCCAGGGAAGGGAAGACAGGCCUUCAAAAAAGAAAAAAAAGAAAUUUCACUUUAAUGACACCAUUCAUCACUCAUUUUUUUAAUUAGGAAAAGCUCCCUAACGGGCCUCUUUUGGCUCUCAAUUUCCAUGUGAGCCAUUUUUGCCUAGAGCGUUAGUGGAGGCAUUGCUCACCGAACCAGAUCUUCCUCCAGUGUCCAAUUCAGUUUGCAGAAAAUGAGGAUUACCCAGUGCUAUGUGCUUCCCAGGGCUGGCUGCAAAUUGUUGAAUCUCCUCUGCCUUAAAAACAGUGCCCGUUCGUGAGCGGCCCCUCCAAGGACUAAGUAAAAAAACAAAACACUAGCCACAAUGUUGGUUUCUAAAUAUUUUUGUAUUGUGUACAUUCUGUAUAUUUUUGUUGUAACAUAUUAUUUGAGCACAGAUUCCAUUAAAGAUUUUUUUUUUUAAGCUAUCGGUUAUUCA